ACGAAAACGUUCCGAAAAUGUUCCUGAAAACGAAACAGACCACGGCUCCACUGCCAAAACCUCCGACCGAGGAACAGAUGCUGGAGGAUCUACAGUUGUACCACGAAACGAAACCACUAACCAGUGCGACGGGACAGACGGCCGAAAGCACGGACCAGUCGGGUGAGGCCAACAACAUAAACGAUUGGUGGAAACUGUUCGAGGCAACGCUGGAAGAUCACCGAGAAUUCCAACACAUUAAGCAGAGUUUGGAAGAAAUGCGUAAAAAGGUGCAGCAUACGGAAAGUGAAUUGCAAGCCGCUUGUGACGCAAUCCAGCACCAGCUCGACCACGAUCUGGAACGGUUACGCACUACCAUGAACGGGUAGGGCUUUCGGAAUGGGAAGGCCAGUGAAGCGCUUCGGAACGCAAUGUUGGUUGAAAAUAUUGUAUUUAUAUUUGUAAAAUAAAACGCUAAGC
This is a messenger RNA of Anopheles cruzii, 459 nucleotides long. RefSeq lists its product as uncharacterized. The record is from RefSeq and is a predicted model, not a curated record. The transcript has a single exon. Lineage: Eukaryota; Metazoa; Arthropoda; Insecta; Diptera; Culicidae. Bases 18 to 368 code for a protein of 116 amino acids.